UGACGGCACAUAUGCUGGCUGCGCGGACAAGAAAGCUGAGGCGCUAUAGAUUAUAUUGUCUGCGGAAUUGUUCGCCUGACUUUCUUCCCGACGUUGUCGCUUGUUACGGCGCACCCCUGUAAAGAAAUCUUUAGUGCAGCAACAUCGCGCGCAGGGUCGGGACCGGUGCCGACACGGCUCCAAAUAGGAAUAAUGCGUUCGAGCCGCAAGCAGGCGAUAAUUUGGAAUUUAAGGGUUGCGCUACACCUAGCGGCAUGGGUGUUUUGUGCAGUUGUGCGGGCACGGAAGGAAGAGGCCCCAGUCUGUUUCGACGAACUCAUCAAUGACGACGGUGUGAAGUGCUUCAACCACAUUUUGAGAGUUGGUAACCUUCGAGAAGAUGCGGGAUUCAACUCGACGCUUUCGCAAGAAGGUAGGGAGCGUGUCCGGGAGUGCUUUCAGACUGCAUACGGCAACUCGACCUCACACUGCCUAAAUGCCAACUUCUUCACAUUACUGUUGUUAUGCUGGUACGACAGGACGCCCGAAAUGAGAGAGGCAUUCCAUUCUGCUGGUGUCAACACGAGACAGAAGCUAGUGCAUAUUGGCGGCCAAUACAGGGACUGUCUAGCGGAAAAACCACCCUACUAUGAAAGCACGGCAAAAGAGAGCACCGGAAUAAGGUGCGGCACGAAGCACAGCGACCAUGGACCGCACUAAGUGGCUGCUGCUACUGUGGCCGCCUCUCCUAUUGCCUCACGGAGUGCAGGCGGGUGGCGAUCCAUCGCUGGAGCUGGCCAAGGCGCGCCUGCUCCAGGCCUUGGGCCUGGAGUCGGCCCCGCACAGAGGCGGCUCCCGGCUACCCGUGGUGCCGGACCACAUGGCCAGGCUGUUCUCCAAGUGGCAAGACAACGAGGGGGCCUUCCUGACCACCGGCGGAGCCGCCGACACCGUCCGCAGUCACGCGCCCUGGGGCCCGGACCGCGAGGCGCAGACCGGCGGAGCCCGCUUCCGCUUCAACGUGAGCGGAGAGCCGGACGAGAGCCUGCUGGGUGCCGAGCUGCGGCUGUUCCGGCUCCCGGCCGAGCCCUCCUCCGAGUGUCCCGGUGGGCCGGCGCCCGUCGAGCUGGUGCGAGUGUACGAGGUGCUCCGGCCGGCCACGCGCAAGCUGGGCGAGGCGCACCUCAGGCUCCUGGACACGCGUGCCGCGUCGUCGCGUAACAAGGGCUGGCUGGCCCUGGACGUCCUGCCGGCGGUGCGGCGCUGGCUAGCCGGGGAGCCAAACCACGGCCUGUACGUCCAGGUCGUCGACGCCAGGACGGGUGCCUCCAACUCCAGCCGGGUGCUCCUGCGGCGCGAACGCCACAGCGAGCGCUACUGGGCUCCGAGGCGGCCCGUGCUCGUGACGUACUCGGCCGACGGCGCAGCGCCCUCCAAGCGGGUGCGCCGCGGGGCCGGGCGGCGCCGCAAGCAGCCGCAGGGCAAGCAGGGGCGCGACGCGUGCCGCCGCCACUCGCUGCGCAUCGAGUUCAGUCACGUGGGCUGGAACGACUGGAUCGUGGCGCCGCCCAGCUACGAGGCAUACUACUGCCACGGCACGUGCCCGUUCCCGAUGCCCGACCACCUGAACAGCACCAACCACGCGAUCGUGCAGUCGCUGGUCAACUCGAUGCGCGCCAGCAAGGUGCCCGGCGCAUGCUGUGUGCCCACCGACCUGUCGCCCGUGUCGCUGCUGUACGUGGACGCGUUCGAGCGCGUCGUGCUCAAAAACUACCAGGACAUGGUCGUCGAGGGAUGCGGGUGCAGGUGAUAUGCCGGUGCGUUCUUCCACGUGUCCCUUCUUGUGGCAUUUGAAACUGAAUCUCGACGGCACUCGUAAAAAAUGUGGUGCGAGGCGAUCGGCUCGAGACGAGCGACCCAGCUUGCGACACGUGACUGCAGCGUGCCUUCAACUACUGGAUUAGGCGACACUGCUGCGCCAUCGAUCCCUCAAACUCCGAGAUUUGCCGAACAGCCUCUGUAAACCAGAAACUGAAAACCUAGUCGACACCACUACACCUUGUGAAGACACGUCUUUCGGGACUGUGUGUGCAAGUCAAGCCUGCGCCACAGCUACUCAUUAAGACUUCCCCACAAAGACAACAUGUUAAGUGUCAAGUGAUGCUAAUGUGCCUUUGAAAGACAAUUCAAUGUGCUACCAACUAUACUACUGUCCCUGUGAGAAUAGGUUUUUGGGACCGCAAGUUGAAACCAAUCGAUGCUGCUGUCAUAUAAGAUGAGAUAAAAAAAAAUGUGUAUAGAAAUCUGGUCAGUGACCAGACUGCUGGCUUGUAUAGCAGCUGUGCUAAGCAUGAGUGUAUGCUUCAUAGUACUUACAACUAAGGCAUGCUCUGGACAGUGCUUGCCUGAUUGCUUCAUACAACAGAUCACGAUUACUUGAUUGGGCAUGCUUGAGCAGGUCCUCUAUGUCCUUCACAUUGACAAAAUGGUACAUAAGAUAGUAGUAGUAGUAUCACAAAUAUUGCGAGGACCAAGCUUUUGAAUUACAUUGCCUUAGCAAUGCUUUCUUGUCGACCUGAGCAACUUUAGGUGAAGAGGAAGUGCUCAAUGCACAAGCACUCCCAGCAUAAAUUCUGAAUGUGACUGCAUGCUCACCUGUUCAGAUGUGCCAUGCUUUGAACUUGUUUUGCUAUGUUAGUGACGGCAUAUGAGACAAGUGGCAGUGAAAAAUGGCAGACUUUAUUUUUGUAUUUUCUCAUUAUUUUUGUUGUGCAGUGAACUGCACAGUCUGUUGGGGUGUUCAGAAGGAAUCUCAAAAGAGCUUGUUGCUUUGACGUAAUUGUUCUACGGAAACCCGCAAGGUGGAGAGAAUUAAUUAAUUAAGGGAAAAUCAGACAUCCACCGAUUCAUAGCAAUUGCUACAAAGGAAACCCAUACGGGUUCCUUGAAAGAAAAGCCUCGCGGUUGAAGAAAAGUUCGUCCUGGUCCGGGACUCGAACCCAGGACCACUGCCUUUCCAGGGCAGCCGCUCUAUCAUCUAAGCUAACCAGGCGGCUAGCAGAUGGCAGGGCGAAGUCAAAUUUGUCAACAACUCGAAGAAAAGGCAAGAGUUUGACGUAAUAGUUUUGUGGAAACCUG
This is a messenger RNA of Dermacentor andersoni, 3117 nucleotides long. It is a transcript of the gene dpp, whose product is annotated as decapentaplegic morphogen. NCBI's taxonomy places the organism in Eukaryota, Metazoa, Arthropoda, Arachnida, Ixodida, Ixodidae. Gene Ontology annotation, cellular component: extracellular region. The record is from RefSeq and is a predicted model, not a curated record. Gene Ontology annotation, molecular function: growth factor activity; cytokine activity.